Molecule: messenger RNA, 1017 nt
Organism: Fusarium mangiferae
Lineage: Eukaryota; Fungi; Ascomycota; Sordariomycetes; Hypocreales; Nectriaceae
Product: putative glyceraldehyde 3-phosphate dehydrogenase (ccg-7)
Exons: 2
Coding region: 1-1017 (338 amino acids)
Biological process (GO): glucose metabolic process
Molecular function (GO): NAD binding; NADP binding; oxidoreductase activity, acting on the aldehyde or oxo group of donors, NAD or NADP as acceptor
Source: RefSeq, a predicted model, not a curated record
AUGGCUCCCAUCAAGGUCGGCAUCAACGGUUUCGGUCGUAUCGGCCGUAUCGUCUUCCGCAACGCCGUCGAGCACCCCGACAUCGAGGUUGUUGCUGUCAACGAUCCUUUCAUUGAGCCUCACUACGCCGUCUACAUGCUCAAGUACGACUCUUCCCACGGUAUCUUCAAGGGUGAGGUCGGCAACGAUGGUAACGACCUUGUCGUCAACGGCAAGACUGUCAAGUUCUACUCUGAGCGCGACCCCGCCAACAUCAAGUGGUCCGAGACCGGCGCCGACUACGUCGUCGAGUCUACUGGUGUCUUCACCACCAUUGACAAGGCCAAGGCCCAUCUUGCUGGUGGUGCCAAGAAGGUCAUCAUCUCUGCCCCCUCCGCCGACGCUCCCAUGUACGUCGUCGGUGUCAAUGAGAACAAGUACGACGGCUCUGCCGACAUCAUCUCCAACGCCUCUUGCACCACCAACUGCCUGGCUCCCCUCGCCAAGGUCAUCAACGACAAGUUUGGUAUCGUUGAGGGUCUCAUGACCACUGUCCACUCCUACACUGCUACCCAGAAGACCGUCGAUGGUCCCUCCGCCAAGGACUGGCGAGGUGGCCGUGGCGCUGCCCAGAACAUCAUCCCCUCCAGCACUGGUGCCGCCAAGGCUGUCGGCAAGGUCAUUCCUGAGCUCAACGGCAAGCUCACUGGCAUGUCCAUGCGUGUCCCUACCGCCAACGUUUCCGUUGUCGAUCUUACUGUCCGCCUUGAGAAGGGUGCUUCUUACGACCAGAUCAAGAAGGUCAUCAAGGAGGCCUCUGAGGGUGACCUCAAGGGCGUUCUGGCCUACACUGAGGACGAUGUUGUCUCCUCCGAUCUCAACGGCAACACAAACUCCUCCAUCUUCGAUGCCAAGGCCGGUAUCUCUCUCAACGACAACUUCGUCAAGCUGGUCUCCUGGUACGACAACGAGUGGGGUUACUCCCGCCGUGUCCUCGACCUCCUGGCCCACGUUGCCAAGGUCGAUGCCUCCAAGUAA